GUAUAAAAACCCGGCAGAACCGUCACCGGGCCUCACUCAGCUUGACUUCAACACAAGACAAGUUUGAAGCACCAAGAUGAAGUUGGCACUCUUUUUCCUGGGCGUCUGCCUGGCGCAGGCUACCCUGAACCCCGAGGACCUGAAGGACAAGGUCUAUGAACAAGGAAAGGAAUACAACUACCACUACGAGGGCGAUGUCCGUUCCGGCAUUCCCCAGACCAGCGACAAGUACUCCGGCAUGAGGAUCGAGUCCGAUGUGCGCCUGCAGUUCAAGACCGACCAGGAAGUCCUGAUGCGUCUGGAGAACAUCAAGUUCAAGUCCCUCCGCGGCGAGCUCGAGUCUCCCGAGGAGCGCGAGCUCAGGCGUCUCACCAAGGACGACUCCGAGGAGAAGAUCCCCGAGCAGCGCCAGCGCACCGCCUUCCACGAGGAGUUCUACGGCAGCAGCGAGUUCGAGCGCCUGUCCCUGGACUCCGAGGAGCGUCUGACUCAGGAGGAGCGCCGCGAGGAGCGCCUUCGCCAGCAGCUCAAGGAGAAGAAGAACAGGAAGUCCUCCACCGAGGAGGAGUCCCGCAGCCAGUACGAGCCUUCCCGCGAGCUUUCCGAGGAGGUUGACGAGAACGACAAACUGAUGAAGGAGCUCCGUCGCCAGCUUGAGAAGCCCGUGCUGGUCCGCUACGUCAAGGGCAACGUCACCGAGAUCCAGGCCCAGAAGGACGAGCCCCAGGAGUCCGUCAACAUCAAGCGUGGUAUCCUUAUGAUGAUCCAGGUCACCAUGGACCCCAAGAACGUCGAGACCCUUGACAAGGACAAGAAGGACAAGAGCCAGUCCAACCGCGCCUACGACAAGUCCACCGAGAAGCUCUUCCGCAUCAUGGAGCAGGGCGUCAGCGGCGACUGCGAGACCCAGUACGACAUCCGCGAGUCCCGUCUGCAGGACAAGCUGACCGAGGUCACCAAGACCAAGGACUUCCGCAACUGCCGCCAGAGGGCCGAGAAGCUGUUCUCUCUCGUCUCCGCCAAGAAGAUCGAUGAUGAGCGCAAGGAGCGUAAGGAGGACAAGCUUGAGUCCACCUCCGUGACCCGCAUGCUGGUGAUCAGCGACAAGCUGCGCAGCGACAAGUUCCUCAUCCAGGAGUCCGAGAUCCGCUCCCAGCACGUCUUCCAGCCUUACAACAAGGAGGGCGGCGAGGUCGUCACCUUCUCCAAGCAGACCCUGAAGCUGAAGGAGGCUAAGCAGAUCUCCGAGCGCAUGCCGGAGCCCCGUGAGCCCGAGCUGAAGGGCAACCUGAGCUUCGUGUUCCAGAAGGACCAGGACGAGAGCGAGAGGCGCGACUCCCAGGAGGACCGUCGCCAGGAGACCACCCAGGAGAAGAAGGAGAAGAUCGAGCGUCUGUCCAAGGAGAUCUCCAAGGAGAUGAAGCACUCCGUGUCCGAGAAGGCCCCCAGGAAGUUCAUCGAGCUGGUCAAGGAGCUGCGUCAGCUCAACGAGCAGCAGAUGAAGGAGAUCCUCAAGGAGCUCAUCACCAAGCCCAUCAACCAGGGCGAGCAGAGGAAGCAGCGCCUGACCACCGAGAAGGUUGAGGAGAAGAACCAGACCCGCAAGGUCCUGCUGGACGCCGUGUCCCUGGUCGGCAAGUGGGAGGCUCUCCGCGCCGUCCGCGAGCUCAUGGAGCUGAAGAGGAUCUCUGAGAGCGAGACCGAGAUGCUGCUCACCGGCCUGUCCCUGUCCAUCCAGCCCUGCCCCGGAACCACCCGCGAGAUGCUCGAGAUCGCCAAGUCCAGCCGCGCUGAGGAGAGCAAGAAGAUCCGCCGCUCCGCCUGGCUGGCCGUCGGCUCCAUGGUCAACGGCAUGACCUGCAACCAGCAGAAGGAGGGACAGAUGCACAAGAAGUGCCCCCAGACCAAGGAAAAGCUGGAGGAGAUCAAGAGGGAGUUCUCUCGCGAGCUUCUGAAGGGUGUUGAGGAGGAGAAGAGCGAGGAGGAGAAGCUUCUGUUCCUGCGCGCCAUCAAGAACGCCGGUCUGGAGCAGUUCCUGGACCGUCUGCAGGAGAUCAUCUCCGGCAAGGACUCCGAGACCAACACCAAGGAGGUCCGCGUCCAGGCCAUCGACGCCCUGAGCCGCAUCGCCAAGCGCCUGCCGAACAAGGUCCGCCAGAUCGCCCUGCGCGUCUUCCAGAACCCCGAGAAGUCCGAGUCCGAGCGCAUCCGCGCCUACGAGGUCAUGAUGAAGACCAAGCCCACCCUGUCCUUCAUCGAGCUGAUCGCCCAGUCCACCCAGAGGGAGACCUCCAACCAGGUCGGCCAGUACGUGUACACUGACCUGAAGAGCCGCUCCGAGAGCAAGCUGCAGCAGGACAAGAAGAUGAGCAAGAUGUGCAAGAUCGCCCUCCGCCUGGCCAAGCCCUUCAACAAGGGCAUCCAGUACUCCGAGAGCCGCAAGUGGCAGAUGGUCGAUGAGGAGCUCGACAUGGGCGUCUCCCUGGACCUGAAGUCCAUCUCCAACAAGAAGUCCAUCCUGCCUAAGGACGUGCGCGCCCAGCUGCGUCUGAACACUCUCGGCUACGACAUCAAGCUUCUCGAGAUCGCCACCCGCGCCGAGGGUCUGCAGACCAUGAUCGACUCCCUCUUCAACAAGAAGCAGGAGGAGAAGAAGAGCAUCUUCGACUACAUGAUGAAGAAGACCCGCGAGACCAGCGAGGAGUACAGGAGGACCAAGGAGCAGAGGCAGAAGAACGUCGCCGACAUCGAGGUCGAGAAGAUCCAGCGCAGCCUGCCCAUCGAGACCCGCCGUGACGAGGAGCCCCGCCUGACCUACUCCAUGAAGUGGUCCGACAACGAGGUCUCCUUCCAGGAGUGGAACAAGGAGGAGCUGAAGAAGCUGGUCCGUGAGGGCAAGCUGCCCAUGUCCGACCUCGAGGAGCAGCUCCGCAAGGGCCUGAAGCACCAGAUCACCAAGUCCACCUUCCUGUUCGAGGCUUCCCGCCAGAUCCCCACCACCCUGGGUCUGCCCCUGCACCUGAACCUGACCUCCGUCCUGGUCCUGAAGUCCAAGACCGAGGGCAAGCUGGAGGUUCUUCCCAAACUGUUCCGCGAGGACCGCCCCACCGAGCAGAAGGAGGUCCGCCGCAUCGAGUCUGAGCUCAAGAGCAACCAGACCAUCGUCCUGUACACCGUCGGCAAGAUGACCGUGGACUCCCGCGUCCUGAAGUCCGGCGUCGCCAUCAACGUCACCCUGAACACCACCCUGCCCGUCAGCGGCAAGCUGUCCAUGGACCUCGAGAGCCAGAAGUACAAGUGGACCAUGGAGACCCCCAACCAGGAGCGCGAGCUCGUCACCCUGAAGUCCCGCCCCUUCGUCUACACCGAGGAGAAGAAGAUCCGUGAGGACCGCGAGCGCCGUGAGCGCGAGGUCACCCGCCGCCAGGAGUUCCUCAUCAAGGGCAAGAAGAUCCAGAAGCAGCCCACCGAGUACAACCGCACCUUCGGCCGUGAGGAGUUCGGUGUUGAGUUCCGCCUGAACUCCAGCAUGGUCUCCCGCCUGAACAAGGAGAAGCGCGCCCCCUUCCAGCCCCUGACCGGCCCCGUCGAGCUGCGUCUGUCCGUCAAGCCCGGCCAGAACAAGCCCGAGAAGAUCGAGAUUGAGGUUGAGAAGAAGGAGGUCCGCGUGAGCAGCUCUGAGCGUUCUGAGGAGCGCCGUGAGCAGCAGAAGAAGGACCAGCGCUGGGAGAUCAACAUCCUCGCCAAGCACGAGCGCCAGGACCGCGAGAUGAAGAUCAAGAUCCAGGACAGCCAGGAGAAGGUUGAGGAGGACCCCCGCCGCCGCCAGCUGGACUCCCGCGAGCAGAGGAUCCCCAAGAAGUUCCUGCUGCGCUCCAUCCAGGAGGAGGAGCCCUUCGUGUCCGAGGAGACCCGCGAGCUCCUGAAGGAGUCUCAGAAGGAGCAGACCCGCCGCACCAUCGCCGUCCAGAUCGAGCGCAAGCGUCUCCAGAACGAGCGCGAGGACUUCAAGGCCUGCGUCAACAUGGAGUUCGAGUACCCGACCUACGCCGACUACCGCCUGGUCCAGGACCGCAUCCAGAAGGCCAAGAUCGACGCCAAGUGGGGCCGCGACUGCUCCGGCAACGACAAGAAGAUGCAGCUGACCGCCAAGUUCCAGAAGUCCGUCGAGCAGCGCCGCCAGGAGCGCCGUGAGGAGAAGAUGUUCGAGCAGGCCCCCAAGGACAGCCAGGAGUGGAUCCGCAAGGAGACCGAGCAGGACUUCGAGUCCUUCCUCGAGAGCCUAAGCGAUGUCUUCACCUUCGGCGAGCGCAGCGUGAGCAGCCGCUCUUCCCGCGAGCAGGAGAGGAGGGACCAGGAGCAGACCGAGAAGAAGCAGGAGUACUACUCCGAGUCUCACUCCGACAAGAAGAGGGAGAUCCGCGAGAACGUCCUCAGGAAGUGCCUGCAGGAUCGUCGCCAGGGCCGCAAGUUCCCCCAGAGCUGCCUCAAGGCCAUCGAGCAGCGCAGCCAGCUCCGUGAGCUCGAGGUCGAGAUCGAGCACCAGAACCUCCCCACCUGGAUGAAGCAGCUUGUCUCCGACCUGCACAAGCACGUGCAGCACCAGUUCUGGGACCGCGUCUCCGUCAAGGACGUCGAUGUCCGCAACGAGAUCAACAAGCUCCGCCUCCGCCUCACCGUCGACAAGGACUUCAAGGAAAUGAACGUGACCAUCAAGACCCCCCGCGAGGAGGUCAACAUUACCCGCGUCUCCCUGAAGGAGCCCAAGCUCAAGGUCAACCUGCAGAAGGUCCUGAAGACCGAGCUGCCCCUGAAGAUGGACCUGUCCCUGCCCGUCCCCCUGCGCUUCCCCAGCACCAAGUAUUCCCUCAUGCAGGACUACCAGAACAGGCUCCUGAACAAGCAGUACUGGCCUUAUUGCAAGGUCGAGCACGACAAGAUCAAGACCUUCGACGACGUCGAGUACAAGUACGAGCUGAGCAAGUGCGAGCACAUCCUGGCCAAGGACGCCUCCCCCGAGGAGAAGUUCAUGGUCCUCAUCAGCAAGAAGGAGGAGCAGAAGCCCGAGAACAUCCUCAAGGUCUUCCUGGAGGGCAAGAAGAUCGAGCUGCGCACCCGCGAGCAGAGCCGCGAGGAGGAGCGUCGUGAGCGCGAGGAGGAGCACAAGUGGACCAGCGAGGAGGAGAAGGAGCACAAGCACAACCUGAUCGAGAUCACCAUGGACGGUCGCGAGGUCGAGGUCCGCCCCGAGCAGCAGAUCGUCAUCCGCCGCGACCAGAACGACCGCAACAGCGAGAAGCUGUUCACCAUCCAGAGGGUCGGCAAGAUGGUCAAGAUCAUCAGCGAGAAGCUCGGCCUCAAGAUCAAGCACGACAACCACGCCACCUGGGUCAAGGCCUCCAACAACUUCCGCAGCAAGAUGGCCGGUCUGUGCGGCAACUUCGACGGCGAGCAGACCAACGAGUACUCCGGCCCCAGCGAGGAGAUCUACAAGUCCCACAAGAUGUUCGCUCUGUCCUACCAGGUCCCCAGCAAGCAGUGCGAGACCGAGGGCAAGAAGCUGCCCAAGAUGCGUAACGUCAUGAUCUCCCGCACCAACGAGAACGGCAAGGAGGAGACCUGCUUCUCCAAGACCCCCGUCCCACAGUGCCCCGAGGGCUCCAGGAAGACCAAGACCGAGAAGAGCCAGAUGGAGUUCCACUGCCUCUACACCAACCUGGAGAGCACGAAGAAGAUGAUGAAGCUUCACCAGACGAAGCCCCUGGAGAAGAUGAUGUCCAAGAAGACCGACCGUGUCCAGGAGAUCGAGGCCGAGCUGGAGUGCCGCGAGCAGUAAACUCUUACUGACCCGUCCAUCAGCUUACCCACUUCUUCCUAGACAUGAUCGCUCUCUCUUAGUGUAAAAUUGUUAGGACUUUCGACUGUAUAUUUAGGAGAAUUCUAUGCAAAUAAAUAAACGCUGAUAAUUUUUACACAGUAUGUGAAACGUUUUGAUAACGACCAGGGUUUUUUUUUCAUCAUCGGGAAAUGAUGACAUAUUGUACACGGACUGUUGUUAUAACAUGAAUGGUGCUCACCUUUCUCAGUUGUCUGUUUUUUCAGGGUUUUGUCUUUUGUUACAUACAUUUUGAAGCACAUUAAAGAUCAAGUUAUGACGGAAA
Branchiostoma belcheri (Belcher's lancelet) is the source of this 6161-nucleotide messenger RNA. RefSeq names its product vitellogenin-6-like. The transcript has 36 exons. The record is from RefSeq and is a predicted model, not a curated record. Bases 77 to 5836 code for a protein of 1919 amino acids. Gene Ontology annotation, biological process: lipid transport. Gene Ontology annotation, molecular function: lipid carrier activity. NCBI's taxonomy places the organism in Eukaryota, Metazoa, Chordata, Leptocardii, Amphioxiformes, Branchiostomatidae.